AUGGGCUUAAACCUGGUAGAUGAAGCCAAAGCGGCGAGCUGCGAUCAUAUUCCUAUCAUCGAUUUAUCGAACAUAGAUAGCCCCGAUGUCGAGAAACGACAAGAACUUGCUCGAGCAGUCUGCGAUGCAUGUACUGGUGUUGGAUUUUUUUAUAUCAAGAAUCACGGCAUACCCGAGAGCCUGAUCAGCGGAAUCCAUGACGCCGCAGAGAGGUUCUUCGGUCUUCCAAGCGAGGAGAAGAUGAAGAUCUAUAUCGGAAACUCGAAGAAAUACCGCGGAUAUAGUCCCGUCGGCGCUGAACGGACCACAGGUACAGAUGAUGACCCCAUCCCAGAAGAGGAAGCUGCAGGUGUUCUCUCUGAAGCAUUCGUAAUCGGCUAUGAAAAUGCACUUGAUUUCCGAAAAUCUGAAAAUGACCAGUUGCCUCCCGACACUUAUGAACUGUAUGGCGACAACCAAUGGCCUGACGAUGAGACCAUCCCUGGUUUCUCUGCAACCUACAUUGAAUAUUGUGCCAGGGUUCUUGAGCUUUGCCGGAGGAUGAUCCGAAUAUUUGCACUUGCGCUGGACGUUCCGGAAGAUUACUUUGACUCAAAGAUUAACAAUCCUGGUGUCAUUUCUAGAAUGAUGCACUACCCUGCUCAGCCGGUGGGAGACCAGCGUGAAGGACUUGGAGCGCAUACGGACUUCGAGUGCUUUACUAUACUCUCUCAGGAUGCGGUUCCUGGACUGCAAGUCUUAAAUCACAACGGCGAGUGGAUUUUAACACCGCCUAUUCCCGGUACAUUAGUUGUGAAUAUCGCGGACUGUUUAUCGACCUGGACGAAUAAGAAGUUCAAAUCUACGAUUCAUCGAGUUACAAACCUCUCGGGUGAAGAACGCUACUCGAUCCCUUUUUUCUUUGGAGUCGAUUACGAUGCCACUGUGUCUGUUCUAGAAAACCACACCUCGCAAGAAAAUCUACCGUGCAGAGAGCCUUUCAAAGCAGGCGAUUGGGUCCGCGAGAAACUAUCCAAGGCAUAUUUGCCCUACGAAGGGUGA
Penicillium manginii is the source of this 1041-nucleotide messenger RNA. Its product is annotated as isopenicillin N synthase family dioxygenase. Gene Ontology annotation, molecular function: dioxygenase activity. The transcript is spliced from 6 exons. Bases 1 to 1041 code for a protein of 346 amino acids. The record is from RefSeq and is a predicted model, not a curated record. NCBI's taxonomy places the organism in Eukaryota, Fungi, Ascomycota, Eurotiomycetes, Eurotiales, Aspergillaceae.